Aspergillus puulaauensis is the source of this 342-nucleotide messenger RNA. RefSeq names its product calmodulin. Gene Ontology annotation, cellular component: central plaque of spindle pole body. Bases 1 to 342 code for a protein of 113 amino acids. Gene Ontology annotation, biological process: spindle pole body organization. The record is from RefSeq and is a predicted model, not a curated record. NCBI's taxonomy places the organism in Eukaryota, Fungi, Ascomycota, Eurotiomycetes, Eurotiales, Aspergillaceae. The transcript is spliced from 3 exons. Gene Ontology annotation, molecular function: calcium ion binding; enzyme regulator activity.
AUGCGCUCGCUCGGCCAGAACCCUUCAGAGUCUGAGCUUCAGGACAUGAUCAACGAAGUCGACGCUGACAACAAUGGCACCAUUGAUUUCCCAGAGUUCCUCACGAUGAUGGCUAGAAAGAUGAAGGACACCGACUCCGAGGAGGAAAUUCGGGAGGCAUUCAAGGUUUUCGACCGUGAUAACAAUGGCUUCAUCUCGGCUGCCGAGCUGCGCCACGUCAUGACCUCCAUUGGUGAGAAGCUCACUGAUGAUGAAGUCGACGAGAUGAUUCGUGAGGCGGAUCAGGAUGGUGAUGGCCGGAUUGACUACAACGAAUUCGUCCAACUUAUGAUGCAAAAAUAA